Molecule: messenger RNA, 2164 nt
Organism: Juglans regia (Persian walnut)
Lineage: Eukaryota; Viridiplantae; Streptophyta; Magnoliopsida; Fagales; Juglandaceae
Product: probable sugar phosphate/phosphate translocator At3g17430
Exons: 9
Coding region: 686-1834 (382 amino acids)
Cellular component (GO): endosome; trans-Golgi network; Golgi apparatus
Molecular function (GO): antiporter activity
Source: RefSeq, a predicted model, not a curated record
UUGUGCAGAAGUUUCUGUUGGGAUCUAUUUUCCUGCUUUCAAUUUGACACAAAUGGAGUUGUUUGUCCCUGCAAUAAAAAAACAGGGAUCUUUAGUACAUCUAUCAAUAUUCAUUAUGGUUCAGCCUAUAAAGGGUGUAAGCCUUUUUUUUUUUCUUUCUUUCCUGUGUUCCAGUUUUUCCAUGUCGAAGAUAAUGGGGUUAACAUCCAUUUGGAUCUGUGUCGACGUUUAGUGAUUUAGUUGAGAUUUGGUUUGCGAAAGCAACAAAAAUGUAAUGUUUAGAAAUGUCUUGCUGAUAGUCAUAUACCAACCGAGAUGCUCGGUUGCUUUGAAUAAAUUUCUGAAGAAUUGUUUUGCAGAACUUGCCCUCUUUUAAUGAAUUUAAAAACUUGUUUUGCGGUUGCCAUUUAUGCUGGACCGUACGAUAUAAUGGUCACUCAUGUCAUUCUUUUAUCGUUUUUGGUGAUGUUGAUGUUGAAAUCUCAGUGAUAAGAUUUGUUUCAAAUUGGCGUGUUGGCAAAUGCUGGUGAACAGGGGAACCUUGCUUCAAAAGGGAUAUUUACACCGAUCUGUAUGUGUUGCAUAGCCUAAUUUUUUGUUAGGAAAGCUUGUGUUUUUUUAUGCUGCUUGGCGAGCAAGGAGUUUUUUGUUGAAGGGUUUUUGUGGGACUCGCAUUCCGGCCACGAUGAUCAGCAGGCAGCAUUUGUUGACCUAUAUUUACCUUCUAGUUUACAUCUUGCUUUCAUCAGGGGUUAUUUUGUACAACAAGUGGGUCCUCUCGACAAAGUACUUCAAUUUUCCAUAUCCAAUAACCCUCACUAUGAUUCAUAUGGGAUUUUCUGGCGCUGUUGCAUUCGUUCUCAUCCGUAUUUUCAAGGUUGUUUCACCUAUUAAAAUGACAUUCAAAAUAUAUGCAACAUGUGUCAUUCCUAUAAGUGCUUUCUUUGCAUCUAGUUUAUGGUUUGGCAACACUGCUUAUCUGUACAUUUCCGUGGCCUUCAUCCAGAUGCUUAAAGCCCUGAUGCCAGUGGCGACAUUCCUCACAGCAGUUGUCUGUGGCACUGAAAAAUUAAGGUUUGAUGUGUUCUUGAACAUGCUGCUGGUCAGUGUUGGAGUUGUCGUUUCUUCAUAUGGGGAAAUUCAUUUUAAUUUGCUGGGUACAGCUUAUCAAGCCAUGGGCAUGUUUGGUGAGGCUCUCAGGCUUGUCUUAACACAAGUUCUUCUUCAAAGAAAGGGCUUAACUCUAAAUCCUAUCACCAGCUUAUAUUACAUAGCACCUUGCAGCUUUAUCUUUUUGUUUGUUCCUUGGUAUUUUCUGGAGAAGCCUGUAAUGGAAGUUUCACAGCUUCAGUUCAAUUUUUGGAUAUUCUUCUCAAACGCACUUUGUGCUCUAGCUUUGAACUUCUCAAUUUUCUUAGUAAUUGGUAGAACUGGAGCUGUAACUAUCCGUGUUGCGGGAGUAUUGAAAGACUGGAUACUCAUUGCCCUUUCAACUGCUCUAUUUCCCGAGUCUAUGAUUACUAGUCUCAAUAUAAUUGGUUAUGCGAUAGCUCUCUGUGGUGUCAUCAUUUAUAAUUACUUGAAGGUCAGAGAUUCUCGUGCAUCUCAAUUUCCUCCUGAAAGUCUCCCAGAUAGAGCAGUAAAGGAGUUUAAGAUGGAGAGGAAAGAAUCUGAUGUAUAUGUCCCCGAUGACGAUGUAAACAACAACAACGGUGGAAGGAUUGGAUGGAAUGCUUCUAUUCCCGGUUCAGAAGUGGAUGAAGAAGCUACUUUAAUUCCUCCCUCGAAACUGUCACAUCUUGGGAGAAGCCAGCUUAGUAGCCAUACAUCUUAGAAGCAGAGGAAGAAUAGCAAGGAGCAUAUAUAGGAGGCUAUACUGAUUUAAUGUAAAGACUCAGUCUGAGGAAGUAGUCAAGGAGUGAUUUAUUGGUUGUGUUAUGUCAUAUAGGAGAAAAAUGAAGACAGAUGGAAGGAAAAUGGAGAGUGGACCAGAAUGACUCAUUUUUUCUUGUUUGGUAUGGAGGAAAAAGGGAAAGGAACAGACGUGUGGGAUGUGGAUUUUCUUUCCAGGUCAACCAAAUUUUAUUGCCUCGGAUGUGGAAAUCUAGAGGAAAAAUGAAAUGAGACAAAGAGAAGAUAGGUGCAAUGACCAUUUUUCUCCCCC